CAAAGACUUUCCUGAUUUUGCUUUCCUCUUUGCAUUUUUAACACAGUGGGUCGGAGUUAUAACACAGACACAACUUUCUGCCCUGCUUUUUCAACUUCCCCCCAGCCUUCUCACAGCUGGAAGAGCUAACAUCGGAGACCCUGUGCAGAAGCAGCCAGCCGCCGGCCACCAGGAGUGAGAGCGUCGCCUGCGUGUGGGCUUGGGGACCGGCCGCACCCUCGCCAAAGGAGGCCGGAGAGGAGCGCGGGGGGGGGUCGGAGCUCCACGGGGUUCCCCCUCGGCGCCAUGAGGUCGCUGCUGCUUCUGCCGCUCUGGGCGCUCCUCCAGGCUUGGGGCAGCUCUGAAGUCCCGCAAAGGCUUUUCCCCUUCCGCUGCCUGCAGAUCUCGUCCUUCGCCAACAGCAGCUGGACGCGCACGGACGGCUUGGCGCGGCUGGGCGAGCUGCAGACCCACGCGUGGAGCAAUGGCUCGGCCACCGUCCGCUUCCUGAAGCCCUGGUCCUGGGGCAAAUUCAGCAACCGACAGUGGGACAUGCUUCAGCAUAUCUUGCGAGUUUACCGAACCAGCUUCACCAGGGACGUACAGGAAUUCGUGAAAAUGCUGCGCUUAGCCUAUCCCGUGGAGCUCCAACUGUCUGCAGGCUGUGAGGUGCGCCCUGGGAACGCCUCGGAAAACUUCUUGCACAUAGCCCACGAAGGAAACCAUAUCCUGAGUUUCCAAGGAACUUCUUGGGAGCCAGCCCCGAAGGCCCCAGUUUGGAUAAAUGAGGUCAUCAGUGUGCUCAACUAUGACCAAGGCACAAGGGAAACGGUGCAGUGGCUUCUGAAUGACACCUGCCCCCAGCUUGUCACUGGCCUCCUUGAGGCAGGGAAGUCAGAGCUGGAGAAGCAAGUGAAGCCCGAGGCCUGGCUGUCCAGUGGCCCCAGUCCCGGGCCUGGCCGUCUGCUGCUGGUGUGUCACGUCUCAGGAUUCUACCCAAAGCCCGUGUGGGUGAGGUGGAUGCGGGGAGAGCAGGAGCAGCCAGACACUCUGCACAGUGACCUCCUGCCCAAUGCUGACGAGACGUGGUAUCUCCGAGCGACCCUGGAUGUAAUGGCCGAGAAGGCAGCUGGCCUGUCCUGUCGGGUGACGCACAGCAGUCUAGAGGGCCAGGACAUCAUCCUCCACUGGGGUGGGAGUGGCACCUCCCUGGGCUUGAUCAUCCUGGCAGUGCUGGUGUGCCUGGUGUCCCUCCUUGCGCUCAUUGUAGCCUGGAGGCUCUGGCUCAGGAGGUACUGCUCCUAUCAAGACAUCCUGUGACUCCCAUCACUACACCUGCUCUCCUGAUCUCAGAACCUCAAGUCCUAGGACUUCAUUCUGGUCUUCUGGGGCAUCAAGGAUAAAAGGAGAGGAACCCUGAAGAAGUAGAGAACAGUCGUAAGGAAACUCUCAUCAUACCCUUUUAACAUUUGUCUAAAAGAAUUUUAGGAUUAUUUCAUUAUUACUACAAGUUCAGGUGCCGAGAUGGUUCUGUAUAAACAGGAGGGCAGGCUCAGAUACAAACCAGGGACAAGCGGACAAGCACUGGGGCAUCAGUGCACGUGGUGGAAUCUGCACUGAACUGGAAACCACCUGUCCUGUCCAAAGGAAGCAGGUACAGGUGCGUGUCGUCAAGUAGAAAGUCAGGCUCUGGCUUGGCUGUAACCCACACUUACCAAGAAAACUGGACAUCUGGUUUUCUGUGUGAACUUUCCUGACUUUAAUACAUUGACUCAAGAUUUGAGAAAAUAACUGUGUGAGACACCCCAAAUACAUACCUGCUGGCUGAUGACAACCCAAGAACUACCAGUUUGUGUCUCUUUUUAAAAAGGUUUGCCCUGAAUGACAUAUUGGCAGCUUUUAGGCAUAGUUUCUAUUGUGAAUUUGGGUUUACAACUGAAGAAGGACAUUUUCUUCUUAAAAGAAAAUUCAUUUGUAAGAAACAGAGGUGUCUCAAGCUUUUACUUGGUGUAAUUAUAUUAAAAGAAGAUACUAUAUAUGUAUUUUUCUGAAAAAAGCUAACCUGAGUAUGAAUAUUUCUCCCAAGUGGUCAGUCACCCUUUUUAGUUGGAGGAAAAUGUUUAUUAAGGUAUCUCUUUUCCCCCUUCCAAAAAGGACUACAAACACAGAAGCAGUCUCUCCUACUUACAGUUCUCGAAAAAGACAAUGGGCCCAGUGUGGUGGCUCACCCUUGUAAUCCCAGCACUUUGGGAGGCCAAGGCAAGAGGACUGCUUGAGACCAGGAGUUUGAGACCAGCCUGGGCAACAUAGCAAGACUCUAAAACAAACAGCUGGCUGUGGUCGUGUGUGCCUGUUGUUCCAGCUACUGGGGAGGCUGAGGUAGGAAGAUCGCUUGAGCCCAGGAAGUUGAGGUUACAGUGAGCU
Messenger RNA from Microcebus murinus (gray mouse lemur), 2403 nucleotides. It is a transcript of the gene CD1D, whose product is annotated as CD1d molecule. NCBI's taxonomy places the organism in Eukaryota, Metazoa, Chordata, Mammalia, Primates, Cheirogaleidae. Gene Ontology annotation, cellular component: external side of plasma membrane. The record is from RefSeq and is a predicted model, not a curated record. Gene Ontology annotation, biological process: antigen processing and presentation, exogenous lipid antigen via MHC class Ib; antigen processing and presentation, endogenous lipid antigen via MHC class Ib; positive regulation of T cell mediated cytotoxicity. Gene Ontology annotation, molecular function: endogenous lipid antigen binding; exogenous lipid antigen binding; lipopeptide binding.